AAAAUGUGCUGAUCCCGAGAAUCGUGGGAAGAUAAAAUAAAAUCUAUCAUACAAUCCACCAACCUUCAAAAGUUGAUGAUCCAUUGGGGUUCUUGCGGCUACAAUCCGGUUAACCCUUGACCAACCCCCCCAUCUCUUUGUUCAGGGCCACUUCCUCUUUCACAUCUUCAACAUUGCAUUCAACCAGCAUCCCACUAUGUCGGUCCCUUUGACAUUACGGCGGCAGGCCCUGCGAGCCUUUCCCCCAUUGACCAGGAAACCGCCAACCCUCCACAAACCUCGUUCUGUUCACUCAAUGCCAGUCAUUUCCUUAACGGAAAAAGGGGUCCCGGGACUCUUCUCAGAAAAGGCGUUCAAGACAGCAUGGACAGAUUACCAGAAGCAUCUGGUGGAAAAACUCGGCAGUGUCACAGCAGGCAGGGAGUUCGAUGGAAUGGACACAAUGGAUAUUGCUAUCGCGACAGCCCGACAACCAGAUCAGGCCUCAAUCUUUAAUUAUGCAUCACAAGCCUAUAACAAUCAUUUCUUCUUCCAGAGCUUACGCAGUGAUCAAGAAGAGAUAACCGCCCAAUUCAAAGCCUACGUAAUCUCCACCUUCGUUAGCGUCGAUGCUCUAAAAGCCGAACUCUUCGCGACGGCCAACGCUAUGUUCGGCAAUGGGUACGUUUGGCUCGUUCUGGACCAAGCCGGCAGCCUGCGCAUCCUGUGUACAUACAACGCCGGAACACCCUACGGCGCCUCGUACCGUCGUCAGGACACGGACAUGAACACCGGACUUAGACUCGGCAGCGAGUUGCCGCCCUACACCAGCGCCAUCAGAAACGCGGCCAAGGGGAAGACCGGUGGAUGGGUUUUUCCCGUGCUCAACGUGAAUGUGUGGGAACACGCCUGGCUAGAGGACUUUGGCAUACUUGGGAAGGACAAUUACUUGGAGGCGUGGUGGAAGCAUAUCGAUUGGAUGGUCGUGCAGGAUAGAUUUCCGAAGAAGGGUGUGGCUAGAGCGCCCAUGAAUAAAUAG
Molecule: messenger RNA, 1018 nt
Organism: Tuber melanosporum (Perigord truffle)
Lineage: Eukaryota; Fungi; Ascomycota; Pezizomycetes; Pezizales; Tuberaceae
Exons: 4
Coding region: 197-1018 (273 amino acids)
Biological process (GO): superoxide metabolic process
Molecular function (GO): metal ion binding; superoxide dismutase activity
Source: RefSeq, a predicted model, not a curated record